Biomphalaria glabrata is the source of this 11059-nucleotide messenger RNA. RefSeq lists its product as uncharacterized. The transcript is spliced from 6 exons. The coding region runs from base 569 to 10459 and encodes 3296 amino acids. Lineage: Eukaryota; Metazoa; Mollusca; Gastropoda; Planorbidae. The record is from RefSeq and is a predicted model, not a curated record.
AAUAUUCUGUAUACUCACAAUUUAACUUAGAUCUAUAUAAAUACAACUUUUAUUUUUCAAAAAACUCCAUUCUCUAAAACUUUUCAAACUCUAAACGUCUUGAUCACAAUGGCUCAGGUUUUACUAGAUUGCUUUUAAUUAAAUUCUAAAAUUGCUUUUUGACUGAUUCCUUACUGUACUUUACCGAUGUCUACAGACGAUUUAGAUCUAGGUCUAGAAAUCUGUCACUAUUUGUUUUCAAUUUCGGUAGUGGCCACCAGAAAUGUUAGGGAACUAUUGUAAAGCCAACACAUUUGUCUAUUAUUUGCCUCAUUUUGUGCUUGAUACUUACAGACCAUUACAGAAUGAAUCCUCUCUUGCAAGUUCCUAAGCCGUUGCGUUUUAGACUACUGGAAGAGGGUUAGUGCACUGUAAAAAAUGUAAUUCUCGUGGUCCUUUUGGCGGGAUAAAAAAAACAACUGGCGUAUAACUUAAAAUUGAAAUACUAAACAAUAGUAUUACAAUGUAGGUUCAUUUUUUUUUUCUAUCGUAAUCUUUUGUACAUUCUGUUUUGAAAGCCGUUAAAGAAAUGCCUUUAAAUUCUGAUAAUCGCGUGAAAGUGCAGAAAUGGAGGCCUCUGCAUGACUGGCAGGAAGACAACAUUUUUAUGCAAAGGCGGCGAUCAAACGAAAUUCUGACGUCCCACAUUCACAUGAAUGUUGGAGACGCCCCCCAGGCUUUGCGCAUUGGGAAUGACGUGCGGGGGCAGUUCACGGACAACGCUCAUGUCGACUGGCUAGCCAACCUGGGACCAGACGGUCGUUUCCUUAACAGGGAGCUCCCACUGGUCAUUAGGGAGGACAAAGCGCAGUCUAAUGGAAGGCCUUUACCCGCCUACGAGCCCCAGGGUAAAACGGGCUCAAAGCUGCAUUGGCUGGACAAAUUUAAGCAUAAUCCCCACGGGCUUCUGGAACAAGACAGCGAGGCAACUGUUGAGAACGGCAAAGAUGCUUUAGAGUUCAACAGAAACCUGAGCGACAUGCCCAUCUCGGCUGUGAGCAGUGAUAUCCCCGCACAUCACCCGGAAGGCCAGCAGGGUGACAAGAGGCCGGAGGAUGAUGAUAAUGCGAAUGACAUUGCGGAGAUCUUUCGUGUUUCCAAGGAGUCGGACUGGUACGCGCACUGCCUGAAGCACCUGAAAGUGAUAGACACCUACACCGAACUUCAGCAGGGGAUUUUUGUGGAAAUGAAAAAGCAAGUGAAGCUUGAUAGUCUGCUAAACCGGAAGAUGUCCUCCAAAGCCGAGCGUCUGACGUCACUGAUUUUGACCGCCGAGCAGACGCAAGCGCCUGCGUGGAUACGGAAAGCGUUCGGCGACCUCAGAGACUACGUGACUCAGCAAGCCCAGGCCCACAAUGUCUACGUCAACGCCCUCACUGCACACUGCACAGCUAUGCAGCAAUCCAUCAACAGCCACCAAGAGCUGAUGGAGUAUGUGAUGAGCAGAGCCUCGGAGUCGAGCUCUACACUACGGGACGACUACGAGCACCACAAGGACAUUGAGGAAUUCGGCGGGGACGGCAUGAGCUUCCUCCAGGCCAGCAACGUCUUCGAAGACAUUCGCCGGCCGCGGAUACGACUGACCAGCAAGUUUGACUUUCUUCAGACACAACUGGCAACUGCUUCCUCCCAGCUAGAAGAAGCCGAGGCGCAAAUUCUGGAGUCCAAAAGUCACGGGGAAGAAGUCUCAGCCCGUUUCAAAUUGCAGGACUUCAAAUUACGAGCCGAGUUCUUAAGGGGUCACCUCGAACAGCUGAGAUCGGACAUCAAGUCGGCCCAGAUGGAAAUUUCAGACUACGACCUCAUUUACAGGGACAAACUUCUGGAGGUCUUCAACGUUUUUCAUCAGCACCGAACAAGGUACGACAACGCUCUGAAAAAUUAUUUUCAGCUUCUAAGUGCCGUGUCUCUAAGAGAUAGCAAGCUGACCCUUGAACUGCUUCGUAGCACGCCAAUUGGAGACUUAAACAAGAAAUCGGCACAUGAGGACUCCUACCUCAACGAAAGCCAGUUGAUCAAAGAUUCGGCUGACGUUUCUGAAGGUAGCGCUAGCAUUGAGUCCAUCACAGAUGUAGAAAUCCAGCAGCCAAAGAACAAUAGAAAAGGUGUGUCCAAAAAUGCAAACCACACGAAAUCCCUUCACAACUCUAGCUUGAAUUCCAGCAACGACGCCAGCCCGAAGAGAAACAUGGGAAAUCUCACUAUGUCAUCGGUUGAUGCUCAGGACAAUCUUCCCCUAGCGCACUUCCAGAGAGAAACAGCUAAGUUGGACAGUGCCUCUACAAAAGAUAGAGAAUCCAUCGAAAAAUCGUCCCAGACUGAGACAACCACAGAAUCGAACUCUCAAAAAGGGCAUGAAGGGAUCGCGUUUAAAAACACAACGAGCUCUGGCGAGGCGCACCGAACGUUCGUGAUGAGCACGGAUGAACCAAGGAACGUGAAAUUAAAAGAUGGAAAAUUAGAAAGAGGCGAGCCUAGAUCCGAAUCACCAGAACGAAAGUAUCUGGAGAAGCACUUGCAAGAACUUGGCCGCCAAAUCACCGAAAUUAAAGUGGAAAGGGGUCUGAUAGCAAAAUAUUGUCGAGAGCCUUUGGACAAAGAUUCAAGUUUCUUAAGCGGAGAAGUACUACUGGAUGAUUCAUGCAACGCUUUUAGUAAAGAGUUCCAACAAUCACCAAAAAUGACUUCAAAUGCUGAUCGUUCAGGACAGAACAUGGAAGGGAAAAUGAAAGGGGCACUCCUGAACGACGCAUUCUCUAAUCUUGCGAGAGAAGACAAUUUUCAGGAGGUUGGUGACGACAGGCAGACGACUUCAAACGUUAGGCCACAAAAUAGAUCACCGUUUCAGUUCAACGAUCCCGAGGCCUUCCAGAUCCCUCACUUAACAAAGUCACAGCAUGGGUUGGUGGGUAGCUCCUCUCACCUCAACAGCUCGCAAGAGCUCCGGGUGUCGGAGCUCAUUAACAAGUACGCCAAACCCAAGCGAAAAACUCUAGGUACUAAUUACAAUAACUGCGAGACGAUCGAUGAGCGGCAGGUAGAGGCUGAGGGCGCCAGGGAGAACGAAGACAAGAUGGAGUUCGAGGGCUCCGAAUAUGACGCCAUGGAUCCGUUCAUUAGCAGUGCAGAUCUGCACAAUCGAAUUGUCAAGAUAUGUGCAGUCAAGCCAAUUUAUCCUGAUCCUGAGACUUACAGCAACGAAGAUCAAGAAAAGGAUGCUGAUGGCACGCCUUCAAGGGAGUCACCGGAAGCCUUUUUCAGAAGAUUUGCCAGACUAAGGCGGUAUGAAAUAACUGCUGGAUUGUUCACGGUGCCAAAGGAGAAUACGUCAGAUAAUCGAGCAGGCUAUGACACAAAUAUUUCUAGAGUAAAUUAUCCAAGCAGAAGUCAGACUGCUGAUGAACACGGUAUCUCACAAGAAGUCUGCAUAAAGCAAAAUAAUGCCUUAAAAAAAAGAUCUCCUUGCGUGUCAUAUGCUAAUGCUCCGUUUCUUGGACCCCAAGGAGAAAAGGGGCGUUCAAAUUCACCAGAAAAGAAAGACGAUUGCGAACAACACUCUCUAUUGUUAAGAGACGACUCGCAGAGCAACACAGAGGGUUUGUCGAAGGAAGAGACAAUACCAAAGUGUCUGUACUCCUCUGAACUUUGUACUAACAAAACACCAGAAUUAAACAUGCAGGAUAAUAAGGUUACCGAUAAGGACCUCAGCAGAGUUCAGCUUUGUGAAUGCGACGACAAUGCUUGCCAAAGUUGCUUCAAAGAACAAUUUUCCAACAGACAUUUUUCCGAAAGCGCCGUUGUCGUCUGCAGGCCACGUCGUCCUCUAAAGAGCAGUCUUAAAAAGGAAACCCAAAUCCAGCACGUGAUCAACGCUCACAUUUCCUCGCUCGUGGGAAUCGACUCCAGCAGCGACUUUAUUAACCGUGACACUCUUGGCUUUGGGCUGGACCCAAGAGCUCUUCAUCAGGACUUCUAUGGGGGCUACGACCAAAUCUCGGCCCAAGACUCGGCCAGAAUAAACAAGGUUACGAAAAAGGUGAGGUUUGAUUGCAUCGUGUCAUUCAACGACAACACGCGGAUCGACACGCAGUUAGCGCAAUUAGAAAGAGAGCUGGAUAAACAGAACGACACAUUUACUGACAAAUCCAACAGGAAUGCAAACAACGGAAACGAACAAGAUGACCCAAUACCACGCACUCGGGAAACUUUGAAGAAACCUCCUCUGGACGGCGGGCGCAAUUUAUGUAGAUCGUUCCUGAAAAACCCAGAUGUUAAGAAUACUAAUACUCAUGAAAACACUACUAGUAAAAACGUGAGACCAAAUUGUAAACAAAUAUCCAAUGUUGAUAAGCCUAAGUGUUCUAACAUUGGAGAAGAAUGCAACAACAAUUCGCUGCAUUUUACUCUAGAGUACAACUUUCCAAAGGCACUUCAAAAUAACCUGCAUAGCUCUAAAAAGAUGACCGCACCCCCAAAAAGAGUGAUUUUGUAUAGCGCGUACAGAUUUAAUUACGUCAACAAGGGGAGACAACGGGUUUCACUUCCUGGUGGAGGUAGCACAUUUCGGGACGAACAGACCAACUCGGACAAGCUCACAGCUCAAAAGCAGCGCGUGACGAAGAAAUCCGAGAAGUUACACAAAGAAAACAUUUCUGUUGAUGGCUCCUUGGAGUCGAGAGUCAUCAAGAAAUUAAUCGCGUACAAAACAGCAGUGAUGAACGCUUGGAAGAAUCACCCUUGGACCGGAAACUCUAGAAAGAAACUUUUUUCAAAGAUUGGAAAGAACGCAGGGGUUGCUUCUAAAGAUUCCGUAACCCGUUCGGAAUCCUCAUAUGGUAAUGUAGGUUAUAGUUUUUCAAAUGAAUCCGCUCAAAGGGAGAGAACUACUGUUAGUAUUAGGGUUCAAAAUACAGACAUUGAUUACUCCCCUUAUUUGGGCAAAUUUGGUUUUUUUGUCAGUUGUAGAGAUGAUGAAUUUUGUACUGAUCCUAGUGAAGAUGGCGGUUCCCGAUCUAACCAGACGAUAUCACGUACGAAUGAUUUAUCCCUAGAUAACAAUACACCUAUCUCAAAGGCGCAAAGUAGGCAUGAAGCUUACGUCUGUUCCAAGUGCAAGGUGACAAGAAAACUGUUUUGUAAGAACAGACUUACAACUUCACGUGAACGACUUUCUUGGGACCGAGACCCCGUGGACGAAGGUACUUCUUUUAUCGCUCACAUGAAAACGUCCUACAUUAACAGUGCCUUCGAGGCCGAUGAAGACCUUCGGCCAAACACCAACCACAAGGUGAAGCCACAGGCAAGCGAUGACGGCUGGGAGGAUAUCCCUAUCGAUGACGAUCCUCUCGAAAUGAACGGAGCUGAAAGGGGGCUGAGUUUAAUGACGGAAAACAAUCUCAACUUCAACAACAGUGCUCUGGGCCCCGACUCCGGGAGCAGAGACGUCACAGGAGCCGCAGAGCUGACAGAGCCCAACAGCAUACGUUGCCAGCGGGCCAGUUCUAAGCAGACAAAACCACACAAACACAGAAACAGAAAAAACGAUUUUGAAACUUUACAACGUGAAAAAUCAACAAAAACACCGGAAACGUCUUUGUCAGAUGCCGAUGACAAUGACAUGUCUGACAAUGACCAAAAAGAGGAACUAGAAAGCGUUAUAAAAGUCGUGAUAAGCUCAGUCAGGUCAAGAGAUAAGUACAAGUCUAGAUUGAGAUUUUUCAAAAGCAAGUCAUGGACAAUAUCCAACUCUGUGAAACCAUUAUCAAGUUUUAAAUUGAGAAAGGUCACAAGCUUGACAAAUAUUAGAUAUCACAGCGUUGAUACUAAAGAGCUUUCGUGUCCUAGGGGGUUUCAGUCUUUGGCGCACUUAUUACGACCAGGAGUUCUCCGACCAUUCAGAAGAACAUCAGACUAUCCACAGUUACACUCCGAGCCUCCUGGUUGGGAGUGCCGUAGCUCGGUGAAUGAGCCAGCACCAUGCAUAGGCUCAAGUGCUUUCAAACACGUUCCCAACGAAGGCUUUCCCUUAGGACAUUCAAUGAGGCAGACGGCAACAUUGAAAAACAAAGGGGUCGCCCCGAACUUGGUUAAAACGAGCUCCGAACAAAGUAGAAAAGACAUUUGUCGAAAUACAAUUUCAAUUCCUAGUUAUCCCCUAAACCAUCGCAAAGUCUUAAAGCCAGUGCGUUUUAAUCAAUCUGAUGAUUCUUCAUUACAAGUUUGCAGCUUUAAAAACUACAAAACAUACCAGAAAAUGAGAGGCAAAGAAAUAAAACCCGCGCCAUAUUCAGAUUCAGACAUACCACUAAAUUCUAAACGUUUUUCUAAACAGCCAGAGUUAAAUCAAUGCAAAGAUGAAGAAGACACCGAGCGAAUAAAUAUCAGCGAGAGAAAACAUUUCAAACAUGCGUCCAAGAAGAUAUUAUUCACUAGAGAUCACACAAAUAGCGGCCACUCUAACACUGGUGAUUCAAUGUCAGCCCAGACAAAUAAAGAUCCGACGAGGAAGGUGUCGUCUUUAGCCACGACAGCGCCAGAGGAGAUGGUCACUCUUCAGAAAAACAAAACGUACACAAAUGCUAAUUACCCGGAAGUGACGAAAGUGAAAAGGAAUGACUUUCAUGAAUCUAGUUUGAAAAAAGUGGUAGAUCCAUUAUCAAUGUUAUGUACACAGUCGGGUUUCAAUAAAGCAUUGAUAGUCAUUUCAAGAUCCGUUAAAUUGUUGCCUCGGACACCUCAGGCUAAAAAAUCAAAAGGGAAAGAGCAACAAUAUUUCAAUAAAAACAAACAUUAUAUAGGAAAUGUAGAAAAUCAGGUUCCUUAUAUUAGAGACGAUUCUGUGCGUCUUUGUUUAAAAUCAUCUCAAAUUCCAAUUAAGCUCAUGAAUACUAUCAAAAAUGGAACAAAUCAGAUACAAACUAAUGUCAAUUACCUAAGGACAGAUCAAAGUAGGCAGAAAAGUAUUGACAGAAAAGAUCAACCAGUAGAUUUUCAAGGUAAACAACAUAUCCCUGUUGAUGGGGUCCACUAUGGGAUGAAAAUAAAUGAAACAGACGAUACACAAAUAGAUGCACUUCGGAAUAACUCAGCUUGUGGGCCGUAUCGUUGUGAAUACACCGAUGGUGAACGCGAAGAUUUAAAUCCAAAAGAAACAGUUGCAGCCGUAGCCCAGGCACCGGAGAGCUUUGAUAAACAUCGUGGCUGUAACUCUAAGAAAACAGUUUAUUUUCACGGACCUCUCUGUGCCUCUAAAUACGAAGAUUAUGUUGACGCCGAAACAGCCCAGGAGAGAUUUUCGUGUUCAAAAAUUUCCCUGAACAAUUCUGUUUACGACAAGGACAACGCUAUUCAAGCUCCGAAAUCCGCCAGAGAAAGGCAUCAGAUUGUGUCAGAUUCAUCUGGGAGGCCAGAGCCAGCGGAAAUGAGUAGAUUAAUGUAUGCAUACCAAAGUAUGUACCCUGGAGACAAAAAGGCUCACAUUAGGCAAAAAGCUGUGGAGUAUUGUAACGACAGAGAGGCUUUGUUUCACGACUCAAGUGAAAAGGAGAACUACGGACCUGCCAACACUCCGAAUUCUCUUUCCCGCGAAGCGAGCUGUGCGUCUCUUUCUUUACCGAGUUCCCCUAGCGAGUCUUUGAGUAGUCAGGGCAAGCUGGAUUUUUACCCUGACUGGGCCUCAGAAAGAAAUUCAGCUUUUAAAGUUAGCCAGGAAGACUCUGAAGAAAAGCAUACAAAUGUCCCAGGCAAAGACGAUGUCAUUGUGGUGAAGCGACAAAUGACACCAAAAAGUGUGGUCGAAGAAAAUUCUGGCCUUUGCGAAAAGUCGAUUUCUGGUGAAUCUUCAUUCAUGCACAUUGCAUUUGACACUAAACGAGAUCUAAACCCAAUGCCUUUUUCUAACAACGAAACCAAUGAUGCUUUUAUGUUUUGCCAAAGCUUCACAUCUUUGAAACCAGACAUUUCUGCGCCGAAGACGGCGGAUGACGCACAGCAAAGUAAUCCUCACUGUGCAAAAUAUGUGUCAGAUUCAUCUUCGACUGUAUCGAAUGAUUGUAUUGCAAAGAAAGACUUGGAAGAGAAUUCUACAGAAGAAGAGAUUAACAGAAAGAGCAAACAAAAUAUCAAGACUAAAAGAAUGCAUAAAGAAGAAGGCAGCACAACAAUCUAUAAAAGGUCAUCUUUGAACACUGAAGAGCAUCAAUGUGCUAGGAAUGAUGAAUUCUCCAGCCAAACAGAUGUAGCAUUAAGCAGGUAUAAUUCCCUUAUAGUAGCGUUAAGAAGACGUCGCCCACGCAGGCGUGAUCCCCGCGAUUUGGAGGUGUCAUCUUCCACAAGAUUACAAGGAAAUAACUGCGCUCUCCAAAACGAAUGUAGGGACUCUGAAAGGGGAACAAGUAAGUUGACUCCCCAGCUUAUCCAGAGGCGUUUGACAUCCGGUUCAUCGGCGGCUACUCAAAAUAGAGUAGUUGUUGAAAAUACUUUGAGAAAGAUCGAUGAAAGAGCCAAUGAGAUCGCUUUUACUACUCGCCCAAACAAGAAGUCACCUGACUCAGAAACCACUAGUAAUAACAACAGUCUAAAUAAGAGAUUCUGUUUGGCCGCAAAUGACCAAGACGUAACGCCGAAAACGCCAUUGGGUAAAUGCCUAAAAGAAAGGACAUUCCCCUCAAGCAGUAAAACAGUUAAAUCUCCUGAGAUAAUCGAGGAUGAUUCCUUUUGCGAUGCCUCGCAAGAGGUCAAUGACAGCUCAAUCGAGAGGUUUCUAUUAAGUUAUCCUUUUGCUUACAGAUUAAAGAGGAACGUUAGGAAGCAUCUCAGAUCGGGUCAAAGACGAAAAAGACGUAGAAAAAAACGUGUUUUCCGGAACAAAAUGUUCGAUCCGGAAGUUGUGCUCAACGUAGAAACAUCCGGAACAAACAAACAAAAAGAGCUGUCUGGGAAAGUUAAUAAAGAUAAAUCCCUGGAAAGCAAAAAACGAUUUUCGGUUGAAAAAACAUUUCCCUCUGCUGGCCUUGUCCCACGGAAACGCCUUUCUGGUCAUCCAAAUAAAGCUUUAUAUAGUAACACUUCUCAGAGUGAUUUUUUUAAAGCUGCAAUCAUAAGCAAUCCACCAUCAUCUAAAAAUAUGCCUGUAAAAAGGAACCCGGUCGACAAAAAGACACUAAAUGCUUUUCAGAAAGACACGCAAGUUACAAGUGUAGAUUCCAAUGUUAAAAAAGCAGUGUACCGAGACCAAAAAGGAAUUGAAAAAUUCAGCAAGACCAAGAUGGCAAAUCAUCAAGAAUCUACAAAACCACGCCCUCUCUCAAAUGAUGCUGUCAAAAAUAAGAAAUCAGAACCACUGAAGACUAACCUUAAAAUAUCGACAGCCAAUGCACCUACCACUACAGCCAGCCCCAUGACUAAGUCCUCCAAAACCUUAAACAAAACAAGUAACAAUGUUGAAAAAGCUGCGCCGGUAAUGACUAAAGCAAAAGGUAUCACAAUAGCAGCUCGACAAUAUUCUGGCAGCAAUCAAGAUGGCCGUAUACAAAUAAACUUUAUCAACAAAUGUCCUAAAAGCUUCGAAAAACAAAAUUCCAUUUCACACACAAAUAAGAACAGAUCGCGUCUCACAAUUAAUUGCAGCAGUAAGACGGAAAAGAACAACAAGAGUAGCAGCAGCAUCAAAUCAGGGCAUCUAGCUUUAUCCAAAACUACUUUAAAAUAUGCGAAUUCUGCAACCCAAACCAAUACCGACGAACCAUUUUCCAGAACCAACAUUGUUGGAAACUUAUGCUCAUCAAAUUCUGCUCUAAGGACUAAUACUCCGUCACGGAAACAGAGCUGUUUGAAAAGGACCAAGUCGCCUAUCGGAACUGCCGGCUCAGCACGGCAACUAGUGUCGGAAAAGAAGCAGCAGGUAAGCUUCGCCGAAAAGCUGGAGCAUUUUGCAGAUCUAAAUGAUAACUUGAGAAGAACCGGUAAUACCGGUUUUCGAAACGACUGUUUGAAAUUUCACCACAACGAGGCGAAAAUAGCACUGGGAAAAGAGACGUCCUCGUCACUGAGAAACUUACGCAGAGAUCAGAGCAAACCUUUGCUGCCAACUUCCAACAAAAAAAUCCGGAGCGACAAUGCCGGAGAAAGUUUCGUUAAGGUCGUUCGUUACUAUAAAGGUAUCCCGAGAAGCUAUGAAGUGGCAUUCUUUAACAAAUCUGACACUGCUGGAUUGAAAACUAACCUAAAACCCAUGUUAAGCCCUGCAGUAGAAAUGCGUAUAAGGUCAAACAACACAGUUAACCAGAAUAGUAGUCAGCAGAUCAGAAAUCAAAGCUUAAGGACUUUAACCAACAUUCAAAAGAAAGGGUCUCUUAAAGACAUUCAGAUGUGUGAUUCCCUUCUCAGGGGCCACCGAAAACAGAAGAAAACUCAAAAGUGAAUUUAUAAAAAAAAAACAAGAAAGAAGAAGAAAUAUUUAAGACAGUAUUUAAAACUGCAUUAUAUCUACUGGUCACGACUUAUAUUCUAUGCUUUUAUAGGCACUGAGUUACACUAUUUAAAAAAAAUAGUUUUUUGAUACAAUAAUUGUCGUAAAAUUGUCAAAGACCAAUUUGAACGGCGCAAUAACAUAUUGGACAUUUUGAUCUCAUGUUUUGAGAAGUCCAGACCCUGAGUGAUAAUACACACCAUUAGAUUGUGACGUUACCAAUAGCGACCUUUAAGGCCUUAGUUAAUAGUAUGCUAGUUUGUAGCGCAUCUCCUCAUCACCAUCACAUGUGGACAUAAAUAGUUGAUUUAAAACCAGUGAUAUUCAGUCAAAACAGGUGUGAAUCUGUCACCAGAAUAUUGAAUGUUAAAUACAGCGAAUUAAAAAUCUUUCUCUGCUUUCAAAAUGUUAAUGUCUGUAUCUAUAAUGUUUUCUCUUUUUUUUUUUAUUUUGCUACUUCAGUUGUAACACUAGAAUGGAACCCUUGUUUUUGCUAGGAUUAUAUAUAGUAUAUACACAAUGAGAGAUAUUAAAAGCAGUUUACUUUUGAAA